Messenger RNA from Stylonychia lemnae, 1629 nucleotides. Lineage: Eukaryota; Ciliophora; Spirotrichea; Sporadotrichida; Oxytrichidae. The record is from the annotation of a GenBank genome assembly.
AUGAACUCUAACAACAAUAAUGAACAUCAUAACAAUGCUAAGAAGACCAACUCAAACGGCAUGUUUAACUAGGCCACUACAAAUCACGAUGGGCCGAAAAGAAUUGGAUCUAGUGAUAGACCAAGUCCAAGAUUCAACGGAGUUUAGAAUGAAAAGCCAAGGACUGGUCUUGGGAGUAAGAAAAAUGACAGAAGUCAGAAUAAUGCAGUCAAUAACCCAGAGGAGAAAAUAAGGAAUAUCGUUAAGAUACCACAGAGACAGGUUGUGGCUGACUAGUCUCACUACAAUUCUGAGCAAUAUAUGGGAAUGAUGCAGAACACUAAAGUUCUGCCAGGGGCAGCUAUUAAGAGAAAUCAAAGAUUUCUGAGCACAGACAAAACCAUGAUAAAAAGUCAUAUCUCAUAGCACUAAGCACCUUAGAGUAACAUGGUUCCGAUUGAAAUCGGUCACUAAAGGUAAAAAAGUGAUAAUAGAGGAAUUGGGGGAGUCUAAACUGAGUAAGGUGGCUAGAUGGGAGAUGACUCUGAGGAUCUUAUGGGCCAUAACUAUUAGUAGCAGAAACAUCUGAAUACUUUCACUACUCCUGAAGAUGAAAAGGAAGACUUAUCAUAAAUCAUAAAAUUUGGAAAAACUUAGUUCUCAGACUACACCAAAGUAAGUGUCUUGGGUAGAGGAACCUACGGUGAGGUGACUAGGUGCAUCCACAUUUAGAGUGGACUUGAAGUCGCAAUCAAAACCUUCUUCUUCGAUAAUGUUCAGAAUGGUAUCAAUUACUCCACUAUGAGAGAAAUCAGCUUGCUUAAAAGUUUGAGUCAGUACCCACAAUUUGUUAAGAUGCUUGAUGUUAUCAAGGAUGACAAUCACAAAGAUAAGAUCAUUCACUGUGUGUUUGAGUACUGUCUGACAACUCUCGGCAAGUUCUUAGCCAAAUAAAAGCUUAUGGGCAAGCCAUUUUCACUUGAGAGGAUUCAAGAUAUGAUGAAGGGUCUCCUAAUUGCCAUUGACAUCAUGCAUGGAAAAAUGAUCUUGCACAGAGAUAUUAAACCUGAUAAUAUUCUGAUGGAUAACAAAUGCAAUUUAAAACUAGCUGAUUUUGGAUUGGCUAAAAAGGCUUCAUUCAUGCAAAGAAGAAAAUCCAAUACAAUUGUCUCUCUUUGGUAUCGUGCUCCUGAGAUUGUACUCGGAUCUGAAGAUUAUCUUCUUGGAGUGGAUAUGUGGUCAAUCGGCUGUAUUUUUGCAGAAUUCUUCACAUUGGUACCGGUUUUUCAGUGUAAAAAUGAGGAGGAAGCCUUGAACAGAGCAUUCAAGAUACUCGGUUCCCCUUCAGAGACUCAUUCCCCGCAUCUUCUUAAACUCAAGAAGUUCAGCUAAAUAAAUUUACCCAAAUAUUCUGUACCUUAGAGCUUAGCUUAAAGCUUCCCAAUGAUAGAGAAUCAAAAUGCCCUUGACUUACUCUCAAAACUUAUUGCUCUGGAUCCUAGACACAGAAUUUCUGCUAAAGAGGCAUUGAGACAUGAUUUCUUCUUGCCAAUUAGUAAGAAAUAAGAGAUUUAAGACUUUAAAACUAAGAUAACUCAUCAGAAUCGACAGCAAGUUACUCCUAACACUCAUUAGAAUUUUCAUUUAUGA